Molecule: messenger RNA, 2447 nt
Organism: Labrus bergylta (ballan wrasse)
Lineage: Eukaryota; Metazoa; Chordata; Actinopteri; Labriformes; Labridae
Gene: maf1b
Product: MAF1 homolog, negative regulator of RNA polymerase III b
Biological process (GO): negative regulation of transcription by RNA polymerase III
Cellular component (GO): nucleus
Molecular function (GO): RNA polymerase III core binding
Source: RefSeq, a predicted model, not a curated record
GGGCUUCUUCACACAGUAGAUUCCGUUGUUUUGAUGAGAAUAGAUGUCCCGCUGAAAGAAAUCGACUAUUUACAGGAAAAAGUGAACCGUUUUCGGGAAAUUUCACUGUUAGGUAGCUCGUUAGGUGCUACUUGAUCGAGUCGCUUGUGGAAAAAAGCGACUUGAUUAUUCUACACGAAGCUGUUUGUAAGAAAUCAGGUGGAAAGGGAUGCCGCUGCAGACAGACUCCGACGGACGACAACAGUCUUUGGAUUUAAUCUCAUCGCAUUUGAUCGGGAAGAGCAGUUUUUCUAUAAAUUUAAAAGGCCUCAGUAUAACCCAUUCUCGACCGAGUACUUGCUGGAGAUGCUUAUGUCCGAGUGCGAACUAAAAGCCCGACAGGAGCGGUUAUAAUAUUCAAACUAGCGAUCAGGCUAGUUAGCCCACCGUUAGCUGGUCAACAACAAAGCGGGGGUCGUUAAUCUUUUAGCUUCACAGAGUGACCAGUUAGGUGACAAAAACCGAGUGUAAAGUCGACGACUUGGCCUUUUAAACCCCUUUUUCUUCCUGCCUGUGGUGAAAAUAUCGCUCGACAGAAAUGAAACUGUUGGAAAACUCCAGUUUUGAAGCCAUCAGCUCCCGGCUGUGCGUUGAAACAGGAGAGUCUCGUAUCCUUGGCAGGAUUGAGAGCUACUCCUGCAAGAUGGCAGGGGACGACAAACAUAUGUUCAAGCAGUUCUGCCAGGAGGGGGAGCCGCACGUCCUGGAGGCCCUCUCCCCCCCUCAGUCCACCAGCGCCACCAGCCCUUCACAGCUGGGGAAGAGCAUCGAGGAUGCAGAGAACCCUCUGAGCGACAAGUGUUGCAGGAAGACUCUUUUCUACCUCAUCACCACGCUCAACGAGUCUUUCAGACCCGACUAUGACUUCAGCGCGGCGCGGGCCCACGAGUUCAGCCGAGAGCCCAGCGCGAACUGGGUGGCUAACGCAGUGAACGGCAGCUUGUUCUCAGCCGUGGGAGAGGAGUUCAACUCGCUCGGGCCAGAGCUGUGGAACGCCAUGGACCAGGAGAUCAACCUGCAGGGCUGUGACAUUUACAGCUACAACCCUGAUCUGGACUCGGACCCUUUUGGUGAAGAGGGGAGCCUCUGGUCCUUCAACUACUUCUUCUACAACAAAAAACUCAAGAGGAUUGUAUUCUUCACAUGUCGCUCAGUCAGCGUCUUAAGUGGCUACGGCCGUGAUUGUCUCGACAAUGAGCUGGACAUGGAGCUGGACAGCGAGGAGGAAAUGGACGGCUUCGCUGAGGAUAGGUUCCCCAGAGCUCUGUGCGUGUGAGUCCCUCGCCUCAGUCAAAGAACAUCGAGGCCGUCUCUUCAUCCCUUUUUUUUUUUUUCACCUCAUAUACCCUCUUGGCUUUUUUUUUUUGUGACAUGUUGCUGCCUCAUCCAAAGCCAUUUCGCUCAUCAUUAAUCUUGUGCAUGUUUGAAGGCCUCUCCUCUGCUGGCAGUGAACUGAACCGCGAGUCGGUGGACAUUUUGUUAAGACCCAGCGGUAACAUUUAAGCUCCUUUUACUCUCCAGUUUGCUUUUUUUAACCCAAAACUGAAAAGCCCGACAAGCACAGAUGAAUACAAACACACAUGGGCUUCUCUGCAUCUGCCACAUUUCCAAAGAGACCCCUUCAUGGACACUUGAGAAGAAGAAGGUCUUAUUGUGGACAAGCAGGCACCAAAAAAAAAAAAACUGCGAGCGAGUAGAGUUUCAUGUGAUGUCAACCAGGAGGAGUUCGGAUAACACCAGCAUAAACGCAAACUCACACAGACUUAAGAUUUGACGCUAAGCUGGAGGAAGGCUGACUCACUGAACAGCAGAGAACUCAUCUGUCACUCAUCGUUUGCUAAAUUUUGUGUGUUGUGUGUGACAUACUGUGAGUUUUUUAGCACUGAGUUUGAAAUCUUAAAACGCUGCAUUUAUAACUGAGACUUCUAUUAUUGAAUCUUAUUACUGCGAGGAGCUCGUCUGUACUUUAGACUGUAGGGCAUUGCCGAGGAGACUGUCGUUGGCACCCGGGGUUGCAGCUUAGAAAACAUAUCAGCGUUCAACAGAUAUCCUGUUCAGUGUCAUCUGUUGUCCAGCUCCAUGAUUUGAUUUUUUUUUUUUUAUACCUUGUCUAAAUUGUUUUUCCACUGCUUAAUUCAAACUUGGUCCAUUUCUAAAUGUCGAGUCUUGCCAGUGAUUCUUCUUUGCUUAAUAUUCCCAUGCAAAGGCAUCAUUACAGUGAAUGUAUAGUCCAACUUAGAGAAAAAACCCCAAUACAGUGAAAUGCUACAUUUGACAUGAUUUUUUUAGACAAGCGAGAAGCUCCUCUUUUACGUUUCUAAGAGUUUUGUGACUUUUCUUGGCUGUUCUGUGCUUUGAUGAUCCGGCCGAUAUAUCGCAGCUGUGAAUAAACCGUUGUUUGAGUCAGA